AUGUCAAUAAUAACAUCGGGAUUUUGUAUAAUCGUUAAAAUUCAACUAAUUUCGUGCGCUCCAAAAAUUGGACCGAUUCUAUUUGAUCCUUUGAUUUACGAAAGCAAAAAUUUUAUAAAAUCCGAUUCGCAAACAUUGAAAGAUUCCGAUGAGUUGUUAAACCCAGCUCUACGAACAAAGUCAUUAGAAGAAACAUCGAAACCCUGUCAAGGUUAUGAUUACGAUAUAACCCAGUGCAAAUACGUAAAUGAUAGAAAAAUUUGCGGUUACAACAAGAACAAAGGGGAAUUAAAAACCGAAGAAAUCACAGAUACCGGUAAUGGCUGUCGAAUACGAAAUGGAAGGCUUGAAUGCGGAUACCUAAAUGCACCAUUUAACGGUAUACGACGUCCACCGCCUGAUAGUGAAACUGACGCUGGCUCAAAAGAAAAAGUAACAUUAUCCGAUAAAACACUGCGAAAUUCUGAAAACAAGAGCAUUACAAUCGCUGGUAAUGAAAGUACUAUAACUGAUGACAUUGACAUUGAAAUCAAAGUAAAAACCCACGCGUCAACCAUAAAAGGAAAUACAAGUGACAUUACUAGGACUACAAACAUUGUUAAAAGAACUAAAUAUUGUGUUGAAAAAAAUGACAGAAUAUUUUGCUAUACAGUAAUUAAAUGA
This is a messenger RNA of Pieris macdunnoughi, 663 nucleotides long. The record is from the annotation of a GenBank genome assembly. NCBI's taxonomy places the organism in Eukaryota, Metazoa, Arthropoda, Insecta, Lepidoptera, Pieridae.